CCCGUCGGACUUGUCCUUCUGCCGCUCGCGGCGGGGAGCCUCCCAGACGACAAGGGCCAAGCGCUUUCCGGCCGAAGCCAGCUCAGCCGCGGCUUCCGGAGCCCGCGGGGCGGCGGACCGGCUUGCGGUGCAGAUUCUUCUUACUCCUUUGUUGCAAACUCUGUGACACAAGAUGGCUGCAAACAAGCCCAAGGGUCAGAAUUCUCUGGCCCUGCACAAAGUCAUCAUGGUGGGCAGUGGCGGUGUGGGCAAGUCCGCUCUGACCCUACAGUUCAUGUAUGAUGAGUUUGUGGAAGACUAUGAGCCUACCAAAGCAGACAGCUAUCGGAAGAAGGUGGUGCUGGAUGGGGAGGAAGUGCAGAUCGACAUCUUGGAUACCGCUGGGCAGGAGGAUUAUGCUGCAAUUAGAGACAACUACUUCCGGAGCGGGGAGGGUUUCCUCUGUGUCUUCUCUAUUACAGAAAUGGAAUCCUUUGCAGCCACGGCCGAUUUCAGGGAGCAGAUUUUAAGAGUAAAAGAAGAUGAGAACGUUCCAUUUCUGCUGGUUGGUAACAAAUCAGAUUUAGAAGAUAAAAGGCAGGUUUCUGUAGAAGAGGCAAAAACCAGAGCUGACCAGUGGAAUGUGAACUAUGUGGAAACAUCUGCUAAAACUCGAGCUAAUGUUGACAAGGUAUUUUUUGAUCUGAUGAGGGAAAUUCGAGCCAGAAAGAUGGAAGACAGCAAAGAAAAGAACGGAAAAAAGAAGAGGAAAAGUUUAGCCAAGAGAAUCAGAGAAAGAUGCUGCAUUUUAUAAUCAAAGCCCAACUCCUUUCUUAUCUUGACCAUACUAAUAAAUAUAAUUUAUAAGCAUUGCCAUCGAA
This is a messenger RNA of Ailuropoda melanoleuca (giant panda), 860 nucleotides long. RefSeq names its product RAS like proto-oncogene A (gene RALA). The record is from RefSeq and is a predicted model, not a curated record. The transcript is spliced from 5 exons. Gene Ontology annotation, cellular component: membrane. Gene Ontology annotation, biological process: signal transduction. Gene Ontology annotation, molecular function: GTP binding; GTPase activity. NCBI's taxonomy places the organism in Eukaryota, Metazoa, Chordata, Mammalia, Carnivora, Ursidae. Bases 173 to 793 code for a protein of 206 amino acids.